AUGCAUUUAUUGAAUCCUAAGAGAUCGGCCAAUUUGAAUUGGUACAGCUAUCUCGUAGUGGUCUUAUGUUUGUGCUCGUAUGUUAAGGCCAUAACCUGGCCGUGGGAAAAUGAUAGUAGUAGCAGCAGCAGCAGCAGUGCUACCAGCUCUAGUAGUGGAAGUAGCUCUUCAAGCACAUCUACAGGCGGUAUAACCUGGCCAUGGCAAGAUAAUAGUGAUUCCAGUUCCAGCAGUGAUAGCAGUUCGAGCAGUGACGCUAGUUCGAGCAGUGACGCUAGUUCGAGCAGUGAAAGCGAUAGUAAGAAAGAAAGCUAUGCUCCGUAUGAAACAUCGUGUCCAUCUUCAGACUUAUCGAGAGAAGCCAAAAAUAUAUCCACGCAUGAAAAGGACUAUAUAUCUAAUAGACAGGAGACUACUAACAAAAACUUGAUUGAUUUCUUGUCAAAAAGGGCAAACUUAUCUGACUUUGAUGCGAAAAAAUUCAUUAACGAUUAUUCUGACGAACACAACAUUUCUAUCGGUCUUGCAUUUAGUGGGGGAGGCUAUCGUGCGAUGUUGAACGGAGCAGGUCAAAUCUUGGGGCUCGAUGAUAGAUAUGAUGAGGCAAAGGAAAAUGGUCUUGGUGGAUUGUUACAGAGUGCGACCUACUUGACCGGUUUAUCUGGUGGUAAUUGGCUUGUUGGGUCGUUAGUUUUAAACAAUUGGAUUUCCGUCGCAGAUAUUAUUGAAGGUGAUAUCAAUAUUUGGGACUUGGAAGAUUCAAUUUUCAACCCUAGUGGAAUCAAUCUUGUCAAAACUGUUAAAUACUAUAAUAAUAUAAGGACUUCGAUUGAUGCGAAACAGGAUGCAGGUUUUGAUACUUCUAUCACGGAUCUUUGGGGUAGGGCCUUAUCACAUCAGUUUUUUGCUGACGAAAAAGGUGGAGAAAAUGUCACCUGGUCUAGCAUCAGAGACAUGUCAAAGUUCUCCGACCAUGAAAUGCCAUUUCCAAUAGUGGUAGCUGAUGGAAGAACGCCUGGAACAUUUAUAAUGGAUUCCAAUUCGUCCGUCUUUGAAAUUAAUCCUUACGAGCUAGGAUCAUGGGAUCCUUCAGUUCAAAGUUUUGUUGAUGUGAAAUAUUUGGGUUCUUCUAUAGAAAGUAAUGAAGCGAAUACCUCAAAGUGUGUUGUUAAUUUCGAUAAUGGUGGCUUUAUCAUGGGUACGUCUUCAACUCUUUUCAAUCAAGCCAUUUUGAGAGUUUCUAAUACAAGCUUGAAUAAGGCAAUUAAGUCGAUUAUUACACGUAUUUUAGGUAGAUUAAGUUAUGCAGAGGAUGAUAUUGCGGCUUAUGAGCCGAACCCAUUUUAUGAAAACGAUUUUGGUACCUACAAUUCAAUCGCCAAGAAUAAUACUCUCUUCUUGGUUGAUGGCGGUGAAGAUCAACAAAAUAUUCCAUUAUAUCCUCUUAUUCAAACUGCCCGUGAUGUUGAUAUUAUUUUUGCUUAUGAUAAUUCAGCAGAUACCGAUUCCAACUGGCCUAAUGGUACUUCAUUGGUCCAUACAUACCGAAGGCAAUUCUCAAAGCAAGGUAAGGGAACACCAUUCCCAUAUGUUCCUUCUGAGAAGGAGUUUGUGGAUGAUGAACUUAACAAGCUGCCUGUCUUUUUUGGCUGCGAUGCUGGGAAUUUAACCUCAUUACUUGAUUUCCAUAAAAAUUCAGACAUUAAUGAAACUGAUGUUCCGUUAAUUGUAUAUAUGCCAAAUUACAGAUCGAGCUAUAACUCAAAUACUUCGACUUAUAAGAUGUCGUACGAGGAAGAUGAAAAGAUGAGUAUUAUCAGAAAUGGUUUUGAAGUUUCGACUAGUAAAAAUCUCACUGAUGAUAGUGACUGGGCUAAAUGUGUUGGAUGUGCAAUAAUAAGAAGGUCUCAAGAAAGAUUAGGACAAGAACAAUCUUCUGAAUGCAAGAAGUGUUUUGACGAAUAUUGUUGGAUGGGUGGCGAAAAAGCUGCAGCUUCAUCAAGUGUCAGUAGCUCUUCUUCUACUUCUAAGAGUAGUUCCACAUCGAAGAGUAGCUCAAGCUCAAAGAGUAGUUCAACCUCAGGUAGCAGUUCUGGUGGCAAGGGUAGCGAUGGUAGUGCAUUAUAUAUUCCUUUGCCUCUUGCAUUCUUCAUUUCAUUUAUUAUGACGUUUUCCCUUCUAGUAUGA
Messenger RNA from Debaryomyces fabryi, 2187 nucleotides. It is a transcript of the gene PLB5, whose product is annotated as Plb5p. The coding region runs from base 1 to 2187 and encodes 728 amino acids. Gene Ontology annotation, biological process: glycerophospholipid catabolic process. The record is from RefSeq and is a predicted model, not a curated record. Gene Ontology annotation, cellular component: intracellular membrane-bounded organelle; plasma membrane; extracellular region. The transcript has a single exon. Gene Ontology annotation, molecular function: A2-type glycerophospholipase activity. Lineage: Eukaryota; Fungi; Ascomycota; Pichiomycetes; Serinales; Debaryomycetaceae.